Chenopodium quinoa (quinoa) is the source of this 528-nucleotide messenger RNA. RefSeq names its product exocyst complex component EXO70H1-like. Gene Ontology annotation, cellular component: exocyst. Gene Ontology annotation, biological process: exocytosis. The transcript has a single exon. The coding region runs from base 1 to 528 and encodes 175 amino acids. The record is from RefSeq and is a predicted model, not a curated record. NCBI's taxonomy places the organism in Eukaryota, Viridiplantae, Streptophyta, Magnoliopsida, Caryophyllales, Amaranthaceae. Gene Ontology annotation, molecular function: phosphatidylinositol-4,5-bisphosphate binding.
AUGUUUUCGGAUGUUUUUAAAGAGUCUGCCCUAAUUUUAUUUCGAAUCCCUGGAAAACUUGCAAAACACGCUAAAAAAACCCCGGAUAAAAUCUUCAAGUUCCUAACCCUCUACGAGGGGAUGAUAGAGGAUACCUUGGAAAUCGAAAAGAUCUUCUCAUCAAAGUUCACCUCACCUGUUCGUUCACAUCUAAGGUCCUCUAUGGGACGAGUAACUGAAGCCGUGAAAUCAAUGGAAGCAGAUUUUGAGGCACAUGUGUAUAAAGACUCCUCAAAGGGUGUAGUCGCUGGAGGAGGGAUCCAACCCCUAACCAAAUAUGAAAUGAACUACAUGGUCAAUCUUUCUAAUCACGCCUCUGCAUUUGACAAAAUCCUCACAGAUUAUCCAAUAAGCUUACAAUUGUCGUUACCAAAGAGUUGUUUUGAAGGUGAAACAAUGUCGUCUCCUGUGGAAUUACAUUUUUCCUGGUUAAUAUUGAUAUUACUAGGUAAGCUAGAUAGUAAAUCAGAGCUUUACAAAGAUGCAUAA